Messenger RNA from Solanum dulcamara, 1252 nucleotides. Its product is annotated as probable WRKY transcription factor 11. The record is from RefSeq and is a predicted model, not a curated record. The transcript is spliced from 3 exons. Gene Ontology annotation, molecular function: sequence-specific DNA binding; DNA-binding transcription factor activity. Bases 43 to 993 code for a protein of 316 amino acids. Lineage: Eukaryota; Viridiplantae; Streptophyta; Magnoliopsida; Solanales; Solanaceae. Gene Ontology annotation, biological process: regulation of DNA-templated transcription.
AAUCAUCAAGUUAUACUUAAGAGAUCUGCAAAACAAACAAAAAUGGCUGUAGAUUUGUUAGGUUAUUCAAAUAUGAUGGAACAAUUAGCUUUACAAGAAGCUGCUUCAGCCGGUUUAAAAUCUAUGGAUAAUUUAAUCCGGUUCGUUUCAUUUCAGCAACAGCAGAACCAAACGGCUCAGCCGGAUUGUAGAGAGAUAACUGAUUACACUGUUUCGAAUUUUAGGAAGGUUAUUUCUAUUUUGAACCGGACCGGUCAUGCCCGGUUUAGACGUAGUUCGGUUCAGGUUUCUGAUUCAUGUACUGCUCUUUCUUUAUCUCCGGCAGCGGAGGAAACACAGCCGGCGGCGAAGGUUACGGCGACUGCUCUGCCAUCAAAGGCGGUGACUCUAGACUUUACGAAACCAAAGGUUGCUAAAUCUAUAGGUUGUGAAGCAGUCCCGAUGGCGAGUUCGACCACUUCGUCGUCGUUUAUGUCGACGAUUACAGGUGAAGGAAGUGUAUCAAACGGGAAACAGUUUUCGUCGAUGAACUUACCUCCACGGCCGCCUGUAUCGUCCGGGAAACCUCCAAUAGCCGGAAAAAGGUGUCGUGAUCAUGAUCUGUCGGAUGAAUUUUCUGGUAUAACCUCCAGCUCAGGCAAAUGUCACUGCAAGAAGAGGAAAUCUCGGGUUAAAAAAGUGAUCAGAGUGCCGGCGAUCAGUUCAAAAACCGCUGAUAUUCCGGCAGAUGAGUACUCAUGGAGAAAAUACGGUCAAAAGCCAAUCAAAGGUUCACCAUACCCACGGGGAUAUUACCGAUGUAGUAGCGUAAGAGGAUGCCCAGCGAGAAAGCAUGUAGAGAGAGCCACCGAUGAUCCGGGAAUGCUUAUCGUGACUUACGGAGGAGAGCAUCGUCACGUUGCCCUCGCCGGAGCUAGAAGUUCCGGCGAGAGAAUGAUGGUGUUUGAGUCAACGGCACAAAAUAAGGGAGAAAGAUUAGGGUUAGAGAUUUAGGCCUUUUUUUGUAAUUUCGGGGUAGUAAAGGGGGUGGAAUUGACAUUUGAGAAGACUAAAGAAUAGAAAAGUCAAUAGUUGGGUGGAAGUUGAGGGUCUGUUUGUAAAUUUGGGAAAUUUUGACUACUUUUUAUUUAAUACGACAAUCGAGAAGGUUUAGAAAUUUUCACGUUUGACUAAUAUACUUUUUACUUGGAAAAAGAAAAUUAUUCUUUUAUAUUUAUUGUAAUUUAAACUUAAUUAUUAAGAUUCGUCAUGA